AUGACGGCAUCUGAUUUGCGAGCGGCAUUGAAGUGCACCAAGGUUUGCAGACAUUGGAAGGUAGGUACAUGCAGCAAGGGCACUGGGUGCAAUUUCGCACAUUCAGAUUUGGAGUUGCGCGAGCAGCCGAACUGGACGAAGACCGAACUUUGCUUCCGUUUUAUGUCGAAGGGUCGCUGUGGCAAGGGCGCCUCCUGCUCCUUCGCCCAUGGUCGAGGGGAACUCCGCGGCUCCACGGCUGCGGCACUCCCAAGAGCUCCAGAGCGUCGAAAGGGUCUCACCGAGCCAAUGAAGGUGGACAUUCAUCGAGUGUCCGACCAGACCACGGCGUGGGACACAUGGACACAGCUGCCCUUCCGACCGCCACCGGGCCUCGAGCCACCGCCUUUCAUCUUCAGCCUAGUGAACGACUUCGACUCCCUCAGCAUCGCUUCAACCUCGUUUCCCUGCACUCCUCGUGUUGAGGGAGACAAGCCAUAG
This is a messenger RNA of Durusdinium trenchii, 480 nucleotides long. NCBI's taxonomy places the organism in Eukaryota, Dinophyceae, Suessiales, Symbiodiniaceae. The record is from the annotation of a GenBank genome assembly.